Molecule: messenger RNA, 3682 nt
Organism: Athene cunicularia (burrowing owl)
Lineage: Eukaryota; Metazoa; Chordata; Aves; Strigiformes; Strigidae
Product: parathyroid hormone/parathyroid hormone-related peptide receptor-like
Exons: 13
Coding region: 1050-2675 (541 amino acids)
Biological process (GO): cell surface receptor signaling pathway; adenylate cyclase-modulating G protein-coupled receptor signaling pathway
Cellular component (GO): plasma membrane
Molecular function (GO): peptide hormone binding; parathyroid hormone receptor activity; G protein-coupled peptide receptor activity
Source: RefSeq, a predicted model, not a curated record
AGCUGCAGUGGGACCAGCUCUGAUCCAAUGCCCAAAAAACCUUCUGGCCUUGUCGGUUCUGCUCAUCUCAUUCACAGGCUGCAUGAGACACCCAUAAGGGUGGAAAAUCCCUGCUGCCAGGACUGUCUGCCUGCCCUGCCUGCCCCUGCCGUAGCAGGGGCUCCUGCUCCAUCAGCCUCCCACCGCAGAAAGCUAAAUGCAGUUGUGCAGUGAGAUCCUUUUGCAAAGCAAACGCACAAAGGCAGUGGGGUGCUUGUCAUAGUGGGGAGCAGGACUGAUCCCAGCACAUCCCCCCAAAACACGUCCCAACCCUGAGAGAAGGAAAAGGGUUAAACUGGCAUCUGUCUGAAAGACAUCCCAUCUCGGGAGCAUCAGUGCCGAGGGGAUGCUCACGUGCCUGCACCCUCUGCCUCCCUACCUCUAGCCAUCACGGGGAUUUUCCCCACCAUCCUUCAGCUCUUUGGGACCAGUCUGGGGCUGGAGGAGACUGAGCAGUGCAGGGGCAGCAGGGGGAUGCUGUGACAGCUGAAAAAUGAGCCACCAGGCAGUGAGAGAAGUUUCUGAAAAGAGAAGAGGAAUCUGCCUUGAAUGAAGAGGAUUUUAGCACCUCAGGCUAAGCCAAUAAACCUCUGCCAUCCCCAUCCGAACGGGAACUGUUUGCACACACUCCAGGAGCUGCUUAAAGCAGGCAAGAUGCAGAGACUGAACAGGAGCAAGCGUGGUGGGGGGAGAACCCCCCCUGCCUGCUAAGCCCACGAGCAGAUCCCUGCAGCGCUGCCGGGGCAGCACCCAUCGGGACAGAGGACUCACCCCAGGGUGCUCCCCCGGCCCUGAGCUCCCGGGACGGGCUGUGUCUCCGCCACCACCUCGCCUCGCCGGGGUCGGCAGCCGGGAAGGUGCUCCCAGAAGAUGCUCUGUCCUGCCGAACGCACCAGCCCUCUCCAUCGCCCGCGGCCUCGGGCUGGCGGCGACUCGGGCUGGCCCCAGGCAAAGGCUUCGCUUCCUCCGGCUGGUCCCUGAGGUCCCCAUCCCGGUGACACCGUGGGACCAUGGAGGUAUCUGGCCCUGUGGGAGGUAUCACGGUGGCUCUCCUCUGCUGCUGCCUCCUGAGUUCUGCGUGGGCUCUGAUUGACCCUGAUGAUGUUCUCACAAAAGAAGAGCAGAUCUAUCUCCUGGUGGAAGCUAAAGAGAAAUGUCAGAGAGACAUAAAAGCCCAACUGGAGAAGAUCAAAGACACCAGCUGCCUUCCGGAGUGGGAUGGGAUUAUCUGCUGGCCAAAGGGCUCCCCCAGCCAGGAGGUGUUGGUGCCCUGCCCCGACUACAUCUACGACUUCAACCAUAAAGGUCAUGCCUACAGGUACUGCAGCGCCUACGGGACCUGGGCCAUGGCUCCCAGCAUCAACAAGACCUGGGCCAAUUACACCGAGUGUGCUCUGCUCUUCUCCUCCGAGAGCCGGAGCCGUGAGAAGGAGGUGUUUGACCGCCUGCACCUGAUGUACACCAUCGGCUACUCCAUCUCCCUGGCCUCCCUCAUCGUCGCCGUCUGCAUCCUCUCGUACUUCAAGCGCCUGCACUGCACACGCAACUACAUCCAUGUCCACCUCUUCACCUCCUUCAUCUGCCGGGCGGUGAGCAUCUUCGUGAAGGACAUGGUGCUCUACUCGGGCACGCUGGCCAGCGAGACAGAGAAGAUGCGGGAGGAUGACUUCAAGGCAGAAAUGGGUCCUUCAUCGGGACAACGGAGCCACCUGGUUGGCUGCAAGGUGGUGGUGACUCUCUUCCUCUAUUUUCUGGCCACCAACCACUACUGGAUCCUGGUGGAAGGUCUCUACCUGCACAGCCUGAUCUUCAUGGCCUUCCUCUCCAACAAGAACUACCUGUGGGUCCUCAUCAUCAUCGGCUGGGGUCUCCCCGCUGUGUUUGUGUCUGUCUGGGCCAGCGUCAGGGCCUCCCUGGCCGAUACACAGUGCUGGGACCUCAGUGCAGGGAACAUGAAGUGGAUUUAUCAGGUCCCCAUCUUGGCUGCCGUUGUGGUGAACUUCUUCCUCUUCCUCAACAUCGUCCGGGUGCUGGCCUCCAAGCUCUGGGAGACGAACACGGGGAAGCUGGACCCCCGGCAGCAGUACAGGAAGCUGCUGAAGUCCACGCUGGUGCUGAUGCCGCUUUUUGGAGUCCAUUACGUGGUGUUCAUGGCCAUGCCCUACACUGAAGUCUCCGGGGUCCUGUGGCAGAUCCAGAUGCAUUACGAGAUGCUCUUUAAUUCCUCUCAGGGUUUCUUUGUGGCUUUUAUCUACUGCUUUUGCAAUGGGGAGGUGCAAGCAGAGAUUAAGAAAGCCCAUUUUCGGAGGAGCCUGGCGCUGGACCUGAAGCAGAAGGCACGUGCCACCAGCGCGGCGGGGAGCUGCUGCUACGGCGGCCUGGCCUCCCACGCCACCACGAGUUUCAGCGUGAGCCUCGCGGGGCGCGGGGUGGGGAGCACCCAGCAGCGGGGGCUGCUGCUCCCCGCCCGUGCCAGCCUGCCCGGCUACAUCCCCAGCUCCUUCCCCUCCGAUCACUUUUUGCCGUGCCCGACCCAGGAGAUGAGCCAGAAAGCUUGUGGGGAAAACACAGUGGACUUAACAGACCUGAAUCAGCGUCACCCCAACCUGAAGAGUGAGCUGGAGACGAUGCUAUGAAGCGAACGGUGCAUUUCCCAUCUGGACAUCCAGCUGUGCCUGGGAAGAUGCUGAUCCUCACGCUCUGGGCUCCUUCUACGCUUGCGUGGAGAGCUGGGGUAGCGAGCGACAGCAGCUGGAUCAUCACAGCUCCCUUUCCCCCACAGCCAGGGCGCAAAGCAAACACGUGCUCUCGCUCCUUCUACUGAUCUGGCCUGAAAACAAGCAGCCAGUUCCAAACCUCAUCUCCCUCCAACCGCAAGCAACUGACAUAAGUGAUGUCUGUGCAUGCGAAGCCUCGAGUCAUCGCCAGGAAACAAUCCUCCGUGUUCAAUCUUACCUCGACAGUCUGCAAGGUGACUUCAGCCCAGCGUGUAUAAUACAGCCGAUUCAAUGAGCCCAUAGUCCUGAGGUCCAACUCCCCUGUUUAGCACCAAAUCCUGCGUUGCCCAGCCCGGGGCUGGUGGAGCACACAGCGCCUGCAGAGCAACUCCGCAGCUCGCCCUGCCCUUACUUGCACUUUGUGCAGCUCACAGCCAUGGUGAAGCCCAAUGCACAAAGAGGGAGCCACAAACAGGGACAGGACGGGCUCAGGGGGCCAGGCCAAGCUUUAGGGCCUGGGAAGGGUGCAGCCUGGAUCCUCCAUGCUUUACAGCACAGUUGUCUAUAAACACCCAGGCCACUGCAUGCAAAAGUCUUGGCCCACUAAUCUUUUUGCAGGCUAAAAUGCAAAUAAAGACUGUCUGGCUUGUUUCCAUCCUUGAACCCCAUCGCGGACUCAAGCGAUCGGUUGCUGGAGCGCAGCAAAGGGUGCAAAGGGCUGAAGACAUGGCCACGUUCCGAGCCAGGCCCGCUCUUGCUGCUGGGGACGAGGUGACCCCAGUUGCCCCAGCCCACCCCACUGCCCCGGGAAAGCUCAUCCCCGACUGGAAAGGACAUUCCCGAGGAACUGGCCAUGCCCAGCCCUGACAGUUCAGCCAGACCAAGAGGGGAGAGGGGAAAUACUGCAGCGUGGGGAGAGGGGGUGU